Molecule: messenger RNA, 861 nt
Organism: Penicillium egyptiacum
Lineage: Eukaryota; Fungi; Ascomycota; Eurotiomycetes; Eurotiales; Aspergillaceae
Source: the annotation of a GenBank genome assembly
AUGUCUGUCGCCAUCGAAACCACUACUGCUCCCACUGCUCCUAUGACCGCCCAGCCCGUCGUGAUGGGCCAAAAGUCCAGAAUGCCCGAGUUCAGUCUCGCUGGAAAGGUGGUGUUGGUCUCAGGUGCUGCCCGGGGUCUAGGAUUGACCCAGGCAGAGGCACUCCUAGAAGCCGGAGCGAAGGUAUACGCACUCGACCGCCUGGAAGAGCCGGCGCCCGAGUUCGAGCAGAUCCAGCAACGUGCAAGGGAGCUUGGCACGGAGUUGCACUACCGUCGUAUUGAUGUGCGUGACACAGAACUUCUGAACAGUGUGAUCGAGACCAUUGCCAAUGAAGAGGGCCGUAUGGAUGGUCUCGUUGCCGCGGCAGGUAUCCAGCAGGAGACCCCAGCGCUCGAGUACUCAGCCAAGGACAGCAAUACCAUGUUCGAGGUCAACGUCACGGGAGUGUUCAUGACCUCCCAGGCUGUGGCUAAGCAAAUGAUUCGCUUUGGAAAUGGAGGUAGUAUCGCUAUGAUCGCCUCUAUGAGCGGUACCAUUGCCAAUCGCGGCCUUAUUUGCCCCGCAUAUAACGCUAGCAAGGCUGCUGUAAUCCAGCUCGCCCGCAACCUCGCCGCUGAAUGGGGCACCUACAACAUCCGCGUCAACACCAUCUCCCCUGGCUAUAUUGUCACCGCUAUGGUUGAGAAGCUGUUCAUCGAGUUCCCCGAACGCCGGGACCAGUGGCCCAAAGAGAACAUGCUUGGCCGUCUCUCCCGACCGGAAGAGUACCGCGGCGCCGCUGUCUUCUUGGUUAGCGAUGCUAGUAGCUUCAUGACUGGAAGCGACCUGCGCAUGGAUGGUGGCCACGCCGCAUGGUAG